Silurus meridionalis is the source of this 6664-nucleotide messenger RNA. RefSeq names its product erbb2 interacting protein (gene erbin). Gene Ontology annotation, molecular function: protein binding. The record is from RefSeq and is a predicted model, not a curated record. The transcript has 28 exons. Bases 613 to 4665 code for a protein of 1350 amino acids. Gene Ontology annotation, biological process: neurotransmitter receptor transport postsynaptic membrane to endosome; neurotransmitter receptor transport, endosome to postsynaptic membrane. NCBI's taxonomy places the organism in Eukaryota, Metazoa, Chordata, Actinopteri, Siluriformes, Siluridae. Gene Ontology annotation, cellular component: postsynaptic density; adherens junction; postsynaptic membrane.
UGUGUGUGUGUGUGUGUGUGUGUGAGAGAGAGAGAGAGAGAGAGAGCGGACUCAAACCCGCACUGAGGUGGAAACACGGCUUUAUUUCUCUUUAACAUUUCAGUGAUUGUGGAGAGAAAAGUGUCUUUUUAACUGCAUUCCUCUUUAUUUCUCCUCUUUAACACACCGGAGUGAUUAUUCUGGAGUCACAGCGCGGAUCAGGAAAUCUUUUAUUUCUCGAAGAAAACUGACUAAAUCGAACUUUUUUUCCUGAGGUAAAAUGCUAUGCUAAUUGGGAUUUAGCGAUAGCUAGCUUAGCAUGCUAACAGCUCUGCUGAGGGGAAGCGCUCGGACUCGGCUUGUGUCCCCGCGAUGCUGCAGCUCUGAGCGGGGUUAGACCUCCACACCCACACCCAGGACCGGGGUUAGACCUCCACACCCAGGACCGGGGUUAGACCUCCACACCCAGGACCGGGGCUGAUACAGGUUCUUGAGAUGCGUCUCACCCUUAUUGGAUGUGUCUACAUUGCUGAGUGAGAUUCUAAAACACGGAUCAUACAUGAGAAGUGUCUGAGGUGGUGGAGUUUGUGUAUGUGUGUGUGUGUGUGUGUGUGAGUGUGAGUGAGUGUGAGGAUGAGCUCUAAGCGCAGUCUGUUUGUGCGGUUGGUGCCGUGCCGGUGUCUGCGUGGUGAGGAGGAGACAGUCACCUCACUGGACUACAGCCACUGCAGCCUGGAGCAGGUCCCUAAAGAGAUCUUCAGCUUUGAGAAGACCCUUGAGGAGCUCUACCUGGAUGCCAACCAGAUCGAGGAGCUCCCCAAGCAACUGUUUAACUGUCAGUUACUGCACCGGCUGAGUCUCCCUGACAACGACCUGAGCGUCCUGCCCCCCGCCAUCGCCAACCUCAUCAACCUCCGAGAGCUGGACGUCAGCAAGAACAGUAUACAAGAAUUUCCUGAAAAUAUUAAGAACUGUAAAGUCCUGGCCAUUGUUGAAGCAAGUGUGAACCCCAUUUCUAAGCUCCCAGAUGGUUUCACACAGCUGCUCAGUCUAACACAGCUCUACCUGAACGAUGCUUUCCUCGAGUUCUUGCCAGCAAGCUUCGGGAGACUGACUAAACUACAGAUUUUGGAGCUGAGAGAGAAUCAGUUAAAGAUGCUGCCCAAGAGCAUGCAUAAGCUGAUGCAGUUGGAGCGGCUGGACCUGGGGAGUAAUGAGUUCACUGAAGUGCCUGAGGUGUUGGAGCAGCUCACCACCAUUAAGGAGCUGUGGAUGGAUGGGAACAAGCUGACAGGCCUUUCCCCGAUGAUUGGGUCGCUGAAACAGCUCAAAUAUCUGGAUGUGUCUAAGAACAACCUGGAGAUGGUGGAUGAGCAGAUCAGUGGCUGUGAGAACCUUCAGGACCUUCUGCUGUCCAACAACAUUCUUACACAACUCCCUGACUCUAUAGGUUCUCUGAAUAAGCUGACUGCUCUGAAGGUGGAUGAGAAUCAGCUUGUGUGUUUGCCAGAAUCAAUAGGAGGACUCAUGGCUCUGGAUGAGUUGGACUGCAGCUGUAAUGAACUCGAGUGUCUCCCCGCUACCGUGGGAAAGUGUGUGAACCUGCGCACCUUCGCUGCUGACCACAACUUCCUCACACACCUGCCUCCUGAGGUGGGCUGCUUGAAGAACAUCACUGUGCUGUUCCUGCACUCCAAUAAACUGGAGUCUCUCCCUGAGGAGAUGGGAGACAUGCAGAAGCUCAAGGUUAUCAAUCUGAGCGACAACAAGUUAAAGAACCUUCCCUACAGCUUCACCAAGCUAAACCAGAUCACUGCUAUGUGGCUCUCCGAGAACCAGUCCAAACCCCUGAUCCCUCUACAGAAGGAGGAGGAACCUGAAACCCACACAACCGUCCUCACCAACUACAUGUUCCCCCAGCAGAGCAGCGUCGAGGAGUAUGCUCAGAACUCGGAUGGUGAGAGCUUUAAUCCGACUCUGUGGGAGGAGCAGCGGAAGCAGCGAGCGCAGGUGGCCUUCGAGUGUGAUGAAGAUAAAGAUGAGAGAGAGGCUCCUCCACGGGAAGGAAACCUGCGGCGGUAUCCUACACCGUACCCUGAUGAGCUGAAGAACAUGGUGAAAACAGCGCAGUCUGUCGCUCACCGCAUCAAGGAGGACGAGUCCGGAGACGAGACGGCUGUAGAGAGAAACCACAUCGGAGUGCAGAGUGUGGGAGUGAAGGUGAUCGAAACUCCAUCUACUAACGGCCGAACGCACGAUGCCGAGUCCAACGCUAUGCUCCAGAACUCCACUUCAUCUGAGCCGACUGAUGUUCCGGAUAACUGUGACAUGGAGAGGAUCCCACUGAAAAGCUCAGAGAACACCGGAUCUACUGCCACCUACGAGGACACACUAGAGGAAUCCGAGGAGCUGUCGUCAGAUGAGGAGGAGAUGAAGAUAGCUGAGAUGAGACCUCCUCUGAUCGAGAUCUCCAUCAACCAGCCUAAAGUGGUGGCCCUCAGCAAGGACAAGAAAGAUGACAGUAAAGACGCAGACUCGUUGCUGGAUGAAACAGUGGCCAACAGUAACCAGAACAACAGUAACUGUUCCUCACCGUCCCGCAUGUCCGACUCGGUGUCUCUAACCACAGACAGUAGCCAGGACAACUCCCUGUGUACUCCUGAGAGAGAGACCAAGAUCCCACUCAUCCCCAAAAACAGACAUGAGGAUGAGAAUCUAAACCAGCUGAAGGAGACGGUUCCACUGCUGCAGAACUGUAACGGCUCAGAGACCUCACUGCAGAAGGUCCUGAAGAACCAGCGCACCUACGAGAACAAAACCAGUACCAACAUGUCCGACUACGAGAUGUCCAUGGAGGAGAGGUUGGCUCUCAUCGAGAAGGACAUCAACAACAGCGUGACCGAACCGUACAGCAAGUGGGAUCAGAUCAACAUGAACGUCGCUUAUGAGAACGUGGAGAAAAUUAAUAGCACCUCCGUGGAGACCAGGUUGAGCAACAACAACGCCAGCUCUGUGGAGAACCUCGACAACGGGAACCAGAACGGCAAAUUGCAGCCGGGGGAGGGCAUGACGAGGCACGAGGUCAUUCGAACCGUCGUGGCGUCCAGCGAAGUGUCUCUGUCUCAAAGCACAGAGGAACUGACCCCUGAGAAGAGAUGUCCUCCAGCUAUGGUGAUGAAAUCUCAGAGUAUCAGCAACAUGGAGGCCAGUGGAAUGAAGCUGUACUCCAUGGAAGGUGAGGUUCCUCCAUAUGAGUGUGUGGUGGGUCCUCAGGCUGUUCCAGGACCCCAAAGCAUUGUCCGUUCCAAAUCAGCCUCACUGCUUGAUGACCAGCCGCUGCAGAUCCACCCCAGUUCCUCAGGUUCCUCCUCUGAUCUCUUGAGUUCCAGAAUUCCGGCCCGCUACCCCAUGGCACCCCCGCCUCAGUAUAACAUCCAGUACUCAAGCAGCAACGUGCCUAAAGAGAACCUGUGGACCCAACGUACCCCAGUGCCCCCUGAACAGCCCUUUCUCCCUCCUCAGCACUCCUUCGCCAACACAAACUUCUCCAAUCGCAACAACGCACCACCGUACCCUCACCAGCCCCAGCAGCGCGGCCCACCCAAAACCCCAGACAUGUGGGUAAAGGAUCGCAUGCUGCCCCCCGGUGUGCAGAGAAACCCCCUGCAGAGGCAGAGCAGCACCUCCUCCAACGCCUCCAUGGUUUCGGCAGAACCUCGGCGCGUUCCCGGGCCUGACGGUGACUACGUGAGCUACAGAGAGAUCCACAGCAUGCCCCGAGCUCCUCUACAGAUGAACUCCCAGAGGCCGCUGUCAGCUCGCACCUACAGCGUGGAUGAGGGGAGCGGGCCACGCCCACACAUCACUCGCCCUCCACCACACGAGCUCCCUGAGAGAACCAUGUCCGUCUGCGACUUCAGCUACCAGCACAGCAGCCCAAACAAGAGGCCCAGCAUCCGGGUGAAGUCCGAGCACUCGCUGUUAGACGGAGCUCCGGGGGGAGGUGGCAGAGUGCCGGCUGACUGGAGAGACCAUGUCAUGAGGCACAUCGAGGCCAAGAAGAUGGAGAAGAUGACCAUGCUGUCUCGGUCUUUGGCCACACUCUAUGGCAGUCAGAGCUCUCUGAGCACUGUAGAUGGACGGAAGUUUGGAGGCCCUUGGCCCAGCGAUGAGGGUUUUGGUGUGUACGGACAGCAGAGUUACAUCGUUGACUCACACAGGAAAGUGCCUUUGAUGAAUGGUCAGAUGUGUGCUCCUCCUCCUGCUCCUCUUCGCUCUCAGAUGAACUGUGCUCAGGUUCCGAUGGCUCGGCAUCCCUCCAGAGAGCAGCUCAUCGACUACCUGAUGCUCAAAGUGUCCCAGCAACCGCCUGGACCCCCACGUCACCCCCAUGACACCCUGCCUCACGAGAUGCACGUGAAGAUUGAGAAGAACCCUGAACUAGGCUUCAGUAUAUCAGGAGGAGUGGGAGGACGAGGAAACCCGUUUCGCCCUGAAGAUAACGGAAUAUUUGUGACGAGAGUUCAGCCUGAGGGACCUGCUUUUAAACUUCUCCAACCAGGAGACAAAAUCAUCCAGGCGAAUGGAUAUAAUUUUGUGAACAUCGAUCACGGGAACGCUGUGUCUCUCCUGAAGAACUUCUCCAGCACAGUGGACCUGGUCAUUAUCAGAGACAUGGCAGCAUAGAGACUCCACAGAACCCACGAUGUCUGAAUGGUCACUUAUAUUUUUGUACACAGAGGAGAAGGAGUUGGAGGAGGAGACAUACAUCUGAACUGUUUUUAAUAGAAGAGUUGUGAUAAAAAGGGGUGUAACCACUGCAGCAUGUGGGCGGAGUCUCUGCAGCAUCCUUCACUGUGGGAGAAACAACAUGCACGAGAAAACUGUGUUUUUUAAACAAUUUUUUUUAAUCAUUCACCUUAAAGUAGAAGCGAGGAGAUGACCAACAAGGGGCGGGGCUCUGCCUGCUGACAUCAGCAUCUCUUUUUUGUUUUAAUUUUAUUUUUAAACCACAUUUAAGUUCCUUUAUAUUUUUGGUAUUUGAGAAAUCUCUGACCUGUGGAGCUGUUGAUCUGGAGCUCGAGGAUGUGUGCUGAGAGCAGAUUCUGAAUGUAGAACUUGUGCGCUUUAUGGAAAGUCAUACCACAUCCACACGUCUUCACCUGGAACGUUCUGCCACGUCUCUGAGACUGCCCCGUAACUCCAUUAGAAGUGUGUGAGAUGUGGUGGUGUUACGGAGGACAACAGAGUUCUGAGAGAAACAUGACCUGUGUGUGUUGCAGUGCAUGCUGGGAAAAAUCUGAUGUCACACAUUUUAUGGAUCUCAUAUUUAAAGGGCUUCCUCUGGAGACGAGUGAUGUUCCUCAUCCUGACCGUCUGGCCACACCCACUGCUCUGGCCACACCCACUGCUCUGCUGUUUUUACUUGAUUCUGAUCUCUGGUUUUCAUGCUGAAACAGUUGCAGUGCUGAAUCACUCGUUCUCGCGUUUGGAGCGAGGGAUGCAGACGAACAAAACAAAGGACGUGUGAAGUGCCAACUGACCUUUAACCCUGAGCAAUACUCACUGAUCCACACAGUUGUGAGAGCAAUAGCAAGAUUUUACUUUCAGAAAGACGAGUGUUUUUAAAUAAUAAUAAUAAUAACACAAGGAACUCUUUUAGUAACACAUUUUUGUGAUCGCAUUUUAUAUUGUAAAUCUUUUAGACAAUAGGAAACAGCAUUUCUGAAUAUUUUGCAAAGCUGUGUGUGUGUGUGUGUGUGUGUGUGUGUGUGUGUGUGUGUGUGUGUGUGGUUUAAUCCUAAACUGAAUUCUGAUCUGACCUUGUAAAGAAAGAAAAAAACCUGAAGGCAUGAUCAUUGUUUCAGUGAGUAUUAGACUCUGAUCCUGAGGUCUGAAGCUUGGACAGUUGAACUGUGUGUGUGUGUGUGUGUGUGUGUGUGUGUGUGUGUACACAUACACACAACGUGAAUGUUUCUUGUCUUGUGUGAAAUUUCUGCAUGAAAUCGUUCCUUCUAUGAAUGUUAUGAAUGUAAAUCAUCGUGAUUCUGAAGAUCUACGAGGCCAAAUUCCUGUCGUCAGUGUGUGGAUUAGGUGUGGAGUAGAACACUGAUUAUCGUUUCUGUAGUAAAGCCGAUUUAUUUGAUUUAAUGUUCUGAUUCGAUUUUCCUCUCACCAUCACGCAGUAGCGGAGUCUAAACAGAGGCUCUUUGUCCCUCUGUCUGCUCAAGGUGGAUGAAACGCUUGUGAUUGACACGUGAUUAUCUCCACAGAUGAAACCUGACUAAAUGAAUCAUGACAAUCUGCAGAUCAAAUUUCAGUCUGAAUAUUUUAAUUCCACAUCCGAGAAGGAGCCCCUGGUCUCUCUGGACUCUCCUGUGUACGUCUAUUUAUUUAGCGCUUUUUCUUUCACUUUUAUUGAUUACUAAUGAAAGUGUAAAUAAUCCGGAGUUUAGUCACUGCAUUACUGACCUUUACUUUCUAAAGACCAGCAAUAAAUUCAUCACAGCAGCAAAGCUUUUUAAUUGGAUAGCAAUUUUCCCGGGUUCUUUGGACGCAGCUAUGUGAAGACCAUCGCUAUGCAUUUCCUCUACAUUCCAGAUUUUGUACAUAGUUUUAGGUUUCAUGGUAAAUCCUGUGGAAACAAAAAACACCAUCAAAUAAAAGAAUGGUCUUUUACAAACGA